This is a messenger RNA of Angiostrongylus costaricensis, 387 nucleotides long. Lineage: Eukaryota; Metazoa; Nematoda; Chromadorea; Rhabditida; Metastrongylidae. The record is from the annotation of a GenBank genome assembly.
AUGGACAACCAACAUCUUGCUCAUUGUCGUUCUGUUGUUGAAGUGUUGACGAAAAUCGAAAUCUCUGAAGCAGAUGCAAUUCCGAUUGACAUCGAUAGUGAACGUAGAGCGAAUGGUUAUCAGCCAAAUUCGACCAAUAUUCAUGAGACGUUCGCUAACGCUCCAUUAUCAAUGGAUGUAAGGGGUAUUGUUGAAUCGUCUCUCCACAUGCCACAAAAUUUGAGUCACCUCAGUAUAUUCUACACAAGCAUGAAGCUGAAGUUUUGGAAGCAGAAUAAUGGUGAUGUUGAUUGGAAAUCCUCUACCAUUGAAAACGAGAGCUCAACUAAGUACCGUGGACGACAUAUAAGCCGAAUUCAAGGACUUUCUCGAGUUUUCUCCGAGUAA